Molecule: messenger RNA, 1199 nt
Organism: Canariomyces notabilis
Lineage: Eukaryota; Fungi; Ascomycota; Sordariomycetes; Sordariales; Chaetomiaceae
Product: NAD(P)-binding protein
Exons: 2
Coding region: 137-1003 (288 amino acids)
Molecular function (GO): oxidoreductase activity
Source: RefSeq, a predicted model, not a curated record
AACACCUUCCAACCAAGUGACGAUGAACCAAGAUAUGUUUGCUUGCCUCGCUCCUGCUUACAUAUUAAACCGCAUCUGUAACUGAAAUUGCGGUCAUCGAUUGUGUUCAAAGUUCAACCAGGAGUCAUACUACGAUAUGGCGCAACAAACCCGUGUGGCCGUUGUCACAGGCGUGAAUCGCGGCAUCGGCCUAGCCAUCCUGCGCAGCUUAGCCUCAGGCUACGCUGGCCCCCAGCCUCUGGUAGUCUACGCCAGCACCCGCGCUGGCACUCUCCCAGAGGACAUCGCAGCCCAAUGCCAACCCCACGUGCAAAUCAUCCCCGUCCAGCUCUCUCUCCGCGACCCGAGUUCCAUCGACGCCCUCGCCUCUCGCGUCGCCCGUGAUCAAGCCUCUGCCGGCGGCCGCGGCGAAGGAGUAGUAGACGUGCUCAUCAACAACGCCGGCGUCUAUUACUACCGGGAAUUCAUCCCUACCUCCGAGCGGCACGACACGCUCGAGACCAACUACCACGGCACGCUGCGCAUGUGCCUCGCCUUCCUGCCCCUGCUGCGCAAUCCGGGCGGCCGCAUCGUCAACCUGUCCUCACAGACGGGACGGCUGCGGUGGUUUGCGCCGUGGCUGCGCCCGAGGUUUCUUGAUCCGGAUUUGACGCUUGACAAGCUGGACGCGCUGGUGCGAGAGUAUGAUGCCGCGGCCGCUCGGCCAGGUGAUGAGGUCAAGGCUGGGUGGCCGCCCAUGGCGUAUGCGGUUAGUAAAGCGGCGGUCAAUGCUUUCACGCGCAUCCUGGCGAGAGAGAAUCCGGGGUUGAGGAUUAAUAGUUGCUGUCCUGGCUGGGUCGCGACGGAGCUUGGGGCACAGGCCGGGCCGCCGCCUAAGACGCCUGAGGAGGGCGCGCGGAUUCCGCUGCAUUUGGCUUUUGGGGAGAUUGGCGAGACGAGUGGAAGGUACUGGGCCAAUGACUCGACGAAUGAUACUGGCAUCGGCAAGGUGCAAGAGCCAUGAUUGGUAUUUUGGUAUCAGGAGCAUAGGGCGAACCUUCAAGACACUGCGUUAAUUGGUAUGCUAGAAGGAUUCACAUAUUGUGAACCAUGGCAACUACGUACCUGCGCGCUGUCUGAAUUAUCGGUCCCGAAGCAGCUUGCUGGCCCUGUCAAAAGCAUCACACACCACUCUCCUCAUCUCGUCCGUCAUCUUGAUG